Magallana angulata is the source of this 2085-nucleotide messenger RNA. RefSeq names its product deleted in malignant brain tumors 1 protein-like. Bases 339 to 1421 code for a protein of 360 amino acids. The transcript has 10 exons. NCBI's taxonomy places the organism in Eukaryota, Metazoa, Mollusca, Bivalvia, Ostreida, Ostreidae. The record is from RefSeq and is a predicted model, not a curated record.
ACGGAGCACUGGUUCUUCUUUAAAUCCCAGCGUAUAUCUAGUUUAGUUCAUAUUCACAAACAUUGCGUGAUCGGUGAUUUAUUUUUCUUUCUAAGGCCAGACAGGUGUUCUACUUCAUUAAGCAUGCAUAUGAAUGCACCUUAAUGCACAUAUAUUUCAAUCAACAAGAUCGAAAGACUGGUCUUACCCCUAUCUAUUUAGGAGUCCGUGGUGCUCUGCUUUGAAUUGUAUUUCGUUUUAUGGAUUUUUUAGAUGGUUCACGGUUUGUUAUGCAUAACAGGGACUGGAUAAAACGAUUUUUGUAAUCAAGAAUAUAUUUCAAUAUAUAUUCUGAUUCAAUGGACUAUGGACACUGGCACAUGGCAACCAUAUGUAUAAAUGAGAUCGCCACUGUUGUAGUUGUGCUUCUAUCCUUCUUUAGUCCUGCAGUAUGUGUAACCAGCCUUACCUGUGGAUCUCCCUCUAUCAUCAAUCUUGCCAGUGCUUACGAAAGCUACAGAUACCCUGCGUCUGGCACAUAUCCAACAACAACGACUUGCGAGUGGCUCUUUCAGUCACCUGACUCGAGUACGAAGAUAUCAUACGUUGUGUCCGAGCUUUGUGUUAAUUGUGGAGAUGUUCUUAGAUUUUAUGACGGUACUUCUGCCAGUGCAUCAGCUAUUGGUAACCCAGUAUGUAGCUCCACUUGCGGUGCAUCGUCGCCUGCGGCAUUUACGACCGGAAGUAACCUUUACGCAAAACUAACUACUGACAGCACUACUACAGGAACUGAAAAUGGCUUCAAAGUAUCCAUUGUUUACGGAAAGGAUGAAUCAAACUGUCCUUCCAAUGGUACUUCCAAAGUUGUCACCCUUGCCAGUUCUGUGACAUUAUCUUCCCCGCUGUUUCCAAAUACGUAUCCAAUAAACUAUAUGUGUUCAUACAUAUACACAAACCCCAGUGGACAGGUGAAGUUAGAAGUUCUAUUUUUAGACGUGGAACCCAACACCGCUGGUGGUUGCUACGAUUAUCUUGAAAUAUAUGAUGGAAAUAGCACUAGUUCAAGUGUUAUCAAAACAUUAUGUGGAACAACUCCCCCCACAGAAACUUACACGUCAACGGGAUCAUCUAUGACCAUUUUAUUCCUUAGUGACGAUAGAUCUCCCCAGGUGGGGUAUUUGGCCACCGUUUCUCCCGCUGGAUCAUAUGAAUCAACUACAACACAUUCACUUGCUGCUACAUCUGAGAGUAGCUCAUUGAGUGCCACAAAUUCCAAUUCAUCAGAGUCAGGAGCAGCUUCAGACAACGACUCAUCUGACUGGAAAAUCCCUGUGAUUGUUGUUUGUUGCGUGGGAGUACCUUUAUUCGUUGCAUCAGUGGUUGCCAUUGUUAUUAUUAAAACAAAAAAAGUCGGAAUUGCUGAAUAUCUUUUUAAGAAAUGAAGAAAAUUCAACAUUGUCUAAUUUAGUGAGCUCAUUGCUAUCAAGUUAAGUUUCUAAUUUUCUUCACUCUAUGAUGAAACUUGUGACAGAGGCUGAGAACAAAUUUCCUGUGAUAGAUUAGACUAUAAUUAUUAUGAUUUUCAUUAUUAUUAUAAUCAUUAUUAUUGUUACUAUUAUUAUUGUAUGAAUUGCACCACAUGGUUAGUGCAAAUUGUUCUAUUCUUUGGUUAAAACUAGAGAAUUAUUAACACUGGAAUAUAUCUUCUUUUUUUUUGUCUUCUAAUUAUGCCAAGUGUUUCCACACUAACACUGUAAAACAUAAACAUACUUGCAUGUAUUAUUGUUUAAUUUAGUGUAUCAAUAUUAAUCAAAUAUAAUUAAGUGUUUGGUAUCACCAGUGCUACAUUAAUAUGAUGUUAUAGAAUCUUCUUCUGAAUACUCCUACAUGUUCUUCUUUUUUAAAAAGAAAAAAGUGAACAUUUUGCAUUUUUAUUUUACAUUACCUGUAGCUAAAUGUCUUUGUAAAUAAAUUGAAUGUUCAGUUUAGAUUCUUAAUUUUACUUGUUAAUCUUUUAACAGUAACCAUAGAUGUUAAAAUACUGUUAAUGUUAAAGGUAACUAUAUGCUUUUUUAAUAUCUUAUUCAGAAUUCAAAAGAGUGCCUG